AUGUGUGACCUUUUUCAAGCUAACCCAUGGAAACCAUUAUUAUGUACAAAUUGUCAUCAAAAUCGUUCAGGCCAUGAAAAAUUUACUAGCAAUGAAACUAAAUGUGAACAUUUGCAAUCAGAGAAAAAACCUGCUCUACCAUCAUCAUCUUCAUCAAUGCAUCUCUAUGAAGAAAUUAUGGCGCAAUAUUUUACAAUAAAUACAACCGAUGUAAAUACAUUACAAUCAACAUCAGUUAUUGAUCGAAUACCAACACCAAUUGAAAAUGAAAUCGAUGAUGAUGAAGAUUCAUUUUCUGAUGAAGAACAAGAUUUUAAUAAAACAUCAGCUAUUGAAUUUGUACAAAAUCAAUCAAUGAUUAGCACACAAGGCAUUGUUCUUAUUGGGCCGGAUAUACGGGCAAAACCGAGUCCGGUAAAAAAGCAAAAAAGGAUUCAUCUGCUGAAAAAAAGUAAAAGCAAUGCUGAUGAAUGUUUAAAGAAAACAGAUAUUAUUGAUAAUAAUAACACAUCAAGAUUAUGGUGGUUUAGAACCAAAAAAGCAAACCCAUCACCAGUAGUUCAAAAUGAAUCGAUCAACGAUCUCAAUAAAUCCAAUAUUUCUAGUCCAAUAUUAAACAGUCAAAAUCAUCAACCAAGAAUUCGUGUUUUACCUGAAAUGAAUAAAUUAACAUUGAGUGAAGCUUUAAGCAUUGCUAGACGUCAACAUGCAUUGCCGGGCCGUGAAAAAAAACUAACUAUCAAUACGAAACCGUACAAUAUACCGCCAGUUUUAAAUGGACAAUCUAAUUAUGGAUCAUCAAUUGCAUCAACAACGUCAUCCUCAACACAUUCGAGCAAUGAAUAUGAUAGUAAUUUAGUUAAUAAUUUAACAACAAGCGAACCGACUUAUUUAACAGCGGUAUCACCAAUUGAAAAAAAUCCUUCUCAAGUAACAAUAUUUGAUAAAACCAUUAAGUUAACUAUUGAACGUAUCACACAUGAUCUUCGAAUAGUCAUUGAUGAAUAUAAACAUAAUCUUCCCGUAGCUCGUUUUCAAACAUUGAAAUCUUUUCUAUAUCAACAUCAAUUAUCAAAAACUGCAUCGAAUGAAUCAAUCUAUGUUUUACUCUUACAAAUUCUUGAUGAAUUUUCUCAUGAUUCUACUCAGACAAUGACAACAUUUGAUCAUUUUCUUAUUGUUAGCCAUUCAACUAUGCCCAUUAUUGUCACAACAACUUCAACUGUAAUCAAUGAACAAGAAUCCAUUGAACAAUUUAUUAAAAAUCUCGCUGCUAAAUUAUUUGAUUCGUCAUCAUUACCGAUAUUUAAUGAUCUCGUUACAUUUGAAAAUAUUUCAUAUCGUUAUUUAUCUAAUCAAAUAUUUCAAUUUUCCAAUACCGAUAUUGAUAAUAAUAAUCUGUCAACGCAACGUAUCAAAUUACUUAAUUUAUUUUGGAAUAAAAUACAAUCGUUACGUCAUAUACAGAUAAAUGAAGAAAAUGAACGAUGGAUUUUUGCACUUUAUUUUCUUAUGAAACAUAUUAGUCAGUCAGAUAAUUUGAUUUGA
Molecule: messenger RNA, 1548 nt
Organism: Rotaria socialis
Lineage: Eukaryota; Metazoa; Rotifera; Eurotatoria; Philodinida; Philodinidae
Source: the annotation of a GenBank genome assembly